CACAAGAUAUGGUCCUUGCUGGAUUGGUCCACAUUCGUAGGCAGGCAGCUGGGCUGGCAGCUCCUCCAGCUCCCAAAGGUCAAGGAGAAAGGUAAGAUUGCCUGGGUGAUGGGGAGGCCCGCUGCUCUCCUGGCUGGGUGGCCAGGCCUGAGCGGAGAUUACAUUUGGAGCAAUUGAGGAUGUGAGCGAUUGAGGAUGUGUUGGGCUGGUUUUCCUCAGCAAUUGUUUUGUUUUAUUCCUUGUAUCCUCGAACGGGAAAGCACUGUGCCCAUCCUGAAGAUCAGGUGUGCCCCAGGGGACUUAAAUUUUGGAAGGAAUUAUAAGAAAGCCGUCCUUGCCUUGAAUUGAUUCCACCUCCUGAAACCAACAGAAAGCAAAGAUGUGGGAGGAGACAAGCCCAAGAAAACGCAGGGAGGAUGAGCACUCCAUCCAGAGCAAGGAACCGACAGCCACAAAUCUCCAGAAAGAGGUGGGGCUGCUCAGUGGCAUCUGCAUCAUCGUGGGCAGCAUCAUCGGCUCCGGGAUCUUCAUUUCCCCCAAGUCUGUGCUCAGCAACACAGGAACCGUGGGGCCCUGUCUCAUCAUAUGGGCGGCCUGCGGGAUCCUCGCCACACUGGGAGCUCUGUGCUUUGCAGAGCUUGGCACGAUGAUCACCAAGUCGGGCGGCGAGUACCCGUACCUGAUGGAAGCCUUCGGCCCCAUCCCUGCCUACCUCUUCUCCUGGGUCAGCAUGAUGGUGACGAAGCCCUCCUCCUUUGCCAUCAUCUGCCUCAGCUUUUCGGAGUACGUGUGUGCAGCCUUCUACUCGGGCUGCGAGCCUCCCGAAGUGGUCAUUAAAUGCCUCGCUGCUGCUGCCAUCUUGCUUAUCAUCACAGUGAAUGCGCUGAGCGUGCGGCUGGGGCGCUACGUCCAGAACUUCUUCACUGCAGCCAAGAUGGUGAUCGUGGCCAUCAUCAUCAUCAGCGGUGUUGUCCUCCUGGCCCAAGGAAAUACAAGAAAUUUUGAAAAUUCCUUCGCGGCUACACCAGCAUCUGUGGGCGGCAUCAGCCUGGCAUUUUACAACGGACUCUGGGCAUAUGAUGGGUGGAAUCAACUCAAUUAUAUCACUGAAGAACUAAGAAACCCUUACAGAAACCUGCCCCUGGCCAUCAUCAUCGGGAUCCCUCUGGUGACAGUGUGCUACAUCCUCAUGAAUGUCUCCUACUUCGCUGUGAUGACCCCGACAGAACUCCUGCAGUCCCAGGCAGUGGCCGUGACCUUUGGUGACCGUGUUCUCUAUCCAGCCUCUUGGAUUGUCCCACUUUUUGUGGCCUUUUCCACCAUUGGAGCUGCUAAUGGGAACUGUUUUACUGUGGGCAGGCUCAUUUACGUCGCAGGCCGGGAAGGGCACAUGCUUAAAGUGCUCUCUUACGUCAGCGUCAGGCGGCUCACGCCCGCCCCUGCCAUCAUCUUCUAUGGUAUAAUAACAACGAUUUAUAUCAUCCCUGGUGACAUAAACAGUUUGGUGAAUUAUUUCAGUUUUGCUUCAUGGUUAUUUUAUGGGAUGACCAUUGUAGGACUUGUUGUGAUGAGGUUUACGAAGAAAAACCGGGAAAGGCCUAUCAAGGUGCCCAUUUUCAUCCCCAUCUUGGUGACUCUCAUAUCCGUGUUUUUGGUUCUGGCCCCGAUCAUCAGUAAUCCCGCCUGGGAGUACCUCUACUGUGUGCUGUUCAUCCUGAGCGGCCUUAUAUUCUACUUCCUUUUCGUCUACUGCAAGUUUGGAUGGGCUCAGAAAAUCUCCAAGCCAGUUACCAUGUACCUACAGAUGCUGAUGGAAGUUGUCCCACCAGAGAAGGUCCCAGAGUAACAAGCACCUCUCUUUAGCUCAUUCAAAGCUGUGAUGAAUUUGUUUUUAUAAGCACUAUUUGUGAUUAUUUCUUCCUCUUUUUUGUGAAAAACUUUUCAGAUGUUUAUGGAAAUUGUUUUUCUUCGAUGGCUAUAAAUUUAUGCAUGGGGCUUUAGAUAUGAAAAGUGAUAUGUGUUUGCUAAAGUCAUCAAUAGAAAAGUCACUUAACAGCAAGUCGGUGGCAGUGUUGCACAAAACCCACUGGCAUUUUGAUGGCCACUGUCUAAUAAUGAGGUAUAACAUUUAUUUAAAAACAGGACAUAAAUGGGGUAUGACUGAUGGGUGCAGGGCUUAUUGAAUUGUGCAGAAUUAAAUCCCAAGCAGUGAAAAUUAGUCAGUUUCUUAAGUUUAAAAAAAGUAUUCCUUAAACUCAGUGAUCUGUAUGUCUAUUGUUUUACAUAAAGUAAGUGACAAUUUUUUCUUUGA
Molecule: messenger RNA, 2311 nt
Organism: Cavia porcellus (domestic guinea pig)
Lineage: Eukaryota; Metazoa; Chordata; Mammalia; Rodentia; Caviidae
Product: b(0,+)-type amino acid transporter 1-like
Exons: 13
Coding region: 380-1846 (488 amino acids)
Biological process (GO): amino acid transmembrane transport; L-cystine transport
Cellular component (GO): membrane
Molecular function (GO): neutral L-amino acid transmembrane transporter activity; L-cystine transmembrane transporter activity
Source: RefSeq, a predicted model, not a curated record